AUGGUUGCUGCUCUAGACCUGGUUGUCCGUCGAGGAUGGCGGGUUGGCACGCAUGCAUUUGGUGACAGAGCCGUGCGAAUUCUAUUGGAUGUAUAUGAAGAGGUUAUGAAACGACAUCCCAACAUGCCACAGGGGACCCUGGUUAUAGAGCAUGGAGGAUUCGCUUCAGCCGAGCAGCGAGCGCGAGCCGCGGCCCUCAAGAUUCCCGUUACUGUUCAAUUCCCGCUGCUCCAUGACGUGUCCGGCGUAUCUGAGCUCUACUACGGCCGAGAUAGGGUGUCGCAAGUCUUUCCAGUACGACAAUGGCUUGACUCAGGCGUCCUAACCACUGCUGGCUCUGAUUUCCCUGUUGGAAGCUAUGGCGCGAUGCACUCAUCAGAGGGCUUGACUACCCGCAAAACAGUCAUUGGAGUGCUGAGAGAAGAGCAUACUGUAACGCUACCAGAGGCCAUCAGUCUCCAUACAACAGAGGCGGCCAAGUUCCUGGGCGAAUCGCAUUCGAGAGCUUCCCACAUGCCGCCUACAAUAAGCCUCCCCUGAAAGACCCACCUGCUGUGUAUUCCUUUCAUAGCCCUUAAGAACAAGUCAAAGAGGCGUCAUUCAUUUAACAGCUCCUUGGGCAGUUAAAAAGCAAAAGUCCACGCCCUUGUCAGCCUGCGUCACGCUCUUCUCAUACAAGCCUCUAUAUCCUCGAGUCGGCUGUCUCCUAGAUUCCGCAGGACCCCGAGCUUCCAAUUUUCCUUCAAGCCUGUCAAUCCUAUCCUUCACCCUUGCAUCAAUCUCAGCAGAGCUAAGCUCUACUUCGAGCUUCUGACUCUCAACAUCGCAGUGUAUUAUAUCCCCGUUUUUCACAAUCGCCAAUACACUUUCCGGCAAAGCAGCCUCUGGCGAAAUAUGCAAGACAAUGCUCCCUCCCGCCGUGCCAGACAUGCGCCCGUCCGAUAGACGUAACAUGUCCUUGACUCCGCGAGCUGCGAGCUUACGUGGAAUGGGAAUCAGCCCAGCCUCUGGCAUACCUGGGCUUGAAAAGCCAAUAGGGCCUAUUCCCUGCAGAACCAAAACGCAGUUCUCGUCAACGUCCAGGUCUGGAUCGUCGAUGCGCCUAGCAAGAUCUUCAAGGCCGGCAAACACCACGGCUCGGCCUCGGUGCUUGAGCAAGUGUCGGUACUUGCUGGCACUGGCUUUGAUGACAGCCCCCUUUGGCGCAAUAUUCCCAUACAAUAUGGCGAGACUCGAGCAUGGGUAUAAAGGUUCAGCCAAAGGUCUAAUAAUUUGUGUAGAGAAAGGAAAGGAUCGGAAAUUCUCAGCAUCCAGAGCUUCUCCAAGUGUUUCGCCUGUUAUUGUCAGAGCAUCAAGCUUUAGGAGGGGUCGCAGAGUCUGAAAAAGAGCAGGAAUGCCACCCGCAUUGUGAAAGUCAGUCAUGUAGUUAUCGCCGCUGGGCUUGAGAUCAACAAGCAGAGGUGUCUUCUCUCCUAUCUCAUGCACUGUCUGCAGCGUGAUUUUGUCGUAAAUCUCCGGAUGGCGAUUUGCAAUAGCAAGCAGGUGGACAAUGCCGUUCGUAG
This is a messenger RNA of Trichoderma atroviride IMI 206040, 1562 nucleotides long. RefSeq lists its product as uncharacterized. Lineage: Eukaryota; Fungi; Ascomycota; Sordariomycetes; Hypocreales; Hypocreaceae. The record is from RefSeq and is a predicted model, not a curated record.